This is a messenger RNA of Mauremys mutica (yellowpond turtle), 5820 nucleotides long. RefSeq names its product acid sensing ion channel subunit 1 (gene ASIC1). Lineage: Eukaryota; Metazoa; Chordata; Testudines; Geoemydidae. Gene Ontology annotation, cellular component: membrane. Gene Ontology annotation, biological process: sodium ion transmembrane transport. The coding region runs from base 1316 to 2902 and encodes 528 amino acids. The record is from RefSeq and is a predicted model, not a curated record. The transcript has 14 exons.
UUUUUGUGACUAUUUUGCAAGGCUCUGCAAACUAUAGAAAAAUGGGUCUGGGCCGGAGGGCGGGGAAGAAGAGGAAUUGCUUGACUGGGAAAUGAUUGAACUUGUAGAGCUAGGAAGAAAGAGGGUUUGAGGCUCCAUGCCCUUUUCCUUUUAAAGCUGUAAGUGCCAUGUGCGUAUUUAUUCUGAUUUGGUAGUGUUUUACACCCACUUUGCACUGGAGUAAAUGGUGACACAAUGUGCAGGGGAUAAAGAAUCAGGCCCAGAGAGUUUCGGAGGAUAGAAAUAAAUCAGUGAGAUUCACCAUUGUCCUGCCAGCCUUGGGGAGAGAGAGGGACUUAGACAAGUGGCUAUUCAGCUCCUCCUUAUUCUAGCCUCACUGAUCCAUCACAAAGACUGAACAGAGGCAAAAGCAUAGAGACUGCUCUGGUCACAGCAAUGCUGCUGUUACAGACCAGGCUCUGCCACUGAGUUUGGGAUGAAUUGGUAACAUUGUGAUUGAGAAUCCUAGGAGGGACGGUAUGGCAAAGACCUAUUAGAUCAGCGGAUUCAUGCCUCAGCCAAUGCAGGAUUGUUCCCUGACCAGGACAUGGUGUGGUUGUGGCAGGCAGUAGCAUCAGCCGAGAGAGGAGCGGAGCAUUGAUUAAGAGAGCGAGGGGGGAAGGGAGAGUGUCUUACACACACAUUAUCCACAUGCACACAGCAUCAGCAUCAACGGCUUCUGCCAGCCAGUACAGCACAGCCAGACUGCAAUCACUGCCUCGGUACCUCCAGAGCUGCUCUCCUCCUCCUCCUCCUCCUCCUCCUCCUCUCCCCUGGUCUGUCUUUCUCUUCCUCGCUUACUCUCACUGAGCUCCCCAUCAGCCCCUGCAGGACCCGUCCACUCGCCAUUUGGGCCCCACCAGCACGGAGACAAUGAAUUCAUGCGGAUUAUGCAUCUGAAGGAAUAACAAGCUUCUGAAUAGCCACAAGGGGAGGUAUCCAUGUGUUUGGCAGGGAUACAGACGCCUGCUCGCUUGCUCGCUCUCUUUCUCAAUCGCUCUUCUCUCCCUUCAGCUGCCUCCUUUCCAGCUAUGAUCUCCUUUGAUUUCCCUGAGCAGCUGCAGUGAACAGGCUCCUUGGUGCAGCCCAGAUUCCACAGGAUCGCACCUUCCCUCCUAAGAUACCUGAGGGACAGCGAGAGGUGGAAGGAGGUCCACCCUAGUGCAAGGACCUCUCUUCUUUGCUGCUGGGACCAGCCUUACAGGAGCAGUGUGGACCCAGCCCUGGACACUGACCCUGCCUUCAGAGUGGCCCGCUCUGUAUCUCAGCCCUGACUAUGAUGGACCUGAAAGUGGACGAGGAGGAAGUGGAGAAUGGCCAUCCAGUCAGUAUCCAGGCCUUUGCCAGUAGCUCCACUCUGCAUGGCCUGUCCCACAUCAUCUCCUAUGAGAGGUUCUCCUUCAAGCGCAUCAUCUGGACUCUCUGCUUCCUGGGCUCUGUGGCCCUGUUGGCCUAUGUCUGCACGGAGAGGAUCCAAUACUACUUCCUCUACCCUCAUGUCACCAAGCUGGAUGAAGUGGCCACAACCAGGUUGACCUUCCCUGCUGUCACUUUCUGCAACCUCAAUGAAUUCCGCUUCAGCCGUGUAACAAAGAAUGACCUGUACCAUGCUGGGGAGCUCCUUGCUCUGCUCAAUAACAGGUAUGAGAUCCCAGACACCCAGAUGGCCGAUGAGAAGCAGCUGGAGAUCCUACAAGAUAAGGCCAACUUCCGAAACUUCAAGCCAAAGCCCUUCAACAUGCUGGAGUUUUAUGAUCGGGCUGGCCAUGAUAUCCGGGAGAUGCUGCUGUCCUGCUUCUUCCGUGGAGCGGUAUGCAACCCAGAGGACUUCAAAGUGGUCUUCACGCGCUAUGGCAAGUGCUACACAUUCAACUCCGGACAGGACGGGAAGCCCCGGCGCAUCACCAUGAAGGGUGGCACUGGCAAUGGCCUGGAGAUCAUGCUGGACAUUCAGCAAGACGAGUACCUGCCUGUCUGGGGGGAAACAGAUGAGACCUCGUUUGAAGCUGGGAUAAAAGUGCAGAUUCACAGCCAGGAUGAACCUCCCUUAAUUGACCAGCUGGGCUUUGGGGUAGCGCCUGGAUUCCAGACCUUUGUGUCCUGCCAAGAGCAGCGGCUGAUCUACCUUCCCCCGCCCUGGGGUAACUGCCAGUCCAUAACCAGAGACUCUGAGUUCUACGACACCUACAGCAUCGCAGCCUGUCGCAUUGACUGUGAGACCCGCUACCUGGUGGAGAACUGCAACUGCCGCAUGGUGCACAUGCGAGGUGACGCCCCCUAUUGCACCCCCGAGCAGUACAAGGAGUGCGCGGACCCGGCCUUAGAUGAUUUCCUGCUGGAGAAGGACAAUGAUUACUGUGUCUGUGAGAUGCCCUGCAAUGUCACCCGCUUUGGCAAGGAGCUGUCCAUGGUGAAAAUCCCCAGCAAGGCCUCAGCCAAGUACCUGGCCAAGAAAUACAACAAGUCGGAGCAGUACAUUGGGGAGAACUUUCUGGUGCUGGAUAUCUUCUUUGAAGCCCUGAACUAUGAGACAAUUGAGCAGAAGAAGGCCUAUGAGGUGGCUGGCUUGCUGGGCGACAUUGGUGGGCAGAUGGGGCUGUUCAUUGGGGCCAGCAUCCUGACCGUGCUGGAGCUGUUCGAUUAUGCCUAUGAGGUCAUAAAGUACAAGCUGUGUCGCCGGGCCAAGUGCCAAAAGAAUCACAAAAGGAACAACACAGACAAGGGCGUCGCCCUGAGCAUGGAUGAUGUGAAACGCCAUAAUCCCUGUGAGAGCCUAAGGGGCCACCCAGCCGGGAUGACGUAUGCAGCCAACAUCCUACCUCACCACCCGGCCCGGGGCACGUUUGAGGACUUCACCUGCUAACUGACGUCCGGAUGUACAACAUACACUACCAAAGCCCUCCGGAGAGCGGCCCCUGUCCCUGGGGGGUGUCCAUGGAGGGGACACACCUAGGGGCCCUUGCUCCUCGCCAUAGUGGGACAUUAACAAGAGUGAUGGCCUCAGGUUUAGGGCCAGGUGGCAGGCGGUUGGGUUGGUUUCUGACCCUGGAUACAGACUCAGCGCCAGCUGCUCCCCCACCUCCCCAUAGUUUAGAGACUUUUGGACAUUCUGGUCCCACCCCCACAACUCUGACUCUGCAGCCUGUGCUGGAGCUACACACGGACUGGACUGCACCACAGGACCUGGCCUGCUCCUCCUUGGCUCCUCAGUUUGUUUUUAACUAAAAAGAGAAAGGAGCCCAGAAGAAUCAGCUCUUUGGCUGCAGUCACACUGGGGGAAGUAACCCCUCUCCCAUGUUCCCCAUUCCUGUCCAUUUACCUGGUUUCCAUGUCUAUCCCGCAUCCACGCAUCACACUAGAGAGAGACUUGGUGGGGGGGAGGGUUAUGAGUGAGCACGGGGAGGCCUGGUCCCUGCGCUCAGCUUGCGCCAGCUCUCCACAGAGCAGGGGAAUCACCUCCAUAAAGGUGGGAGCCCCCGGGGCCUGUCCUCUGAGCCAGGGACCCCACUGCUAUGGCAGCAUGUUUGCCUGGGCCCCUCUUUCAGCAUUUCACCCCCAGUGGGGAUGGGAGGGGCUGAUGGUGAGAGCUGGAUCCCGGAAGCUUCUGCUGUGUGUCCCAUGUGCACUGCAGCCGAUUCAGCAGCCACAGUCUUGCUCUGAAUUUAGUCCCCUGCCCCUGGCACUGAGUCUCUGAGCACGAUGGUCCCUGGGAGCCUUCCCUGGCUGUGGGUUCAGCUCAAGGGCAGAUGCCUCCAGGUCUCCCCGGCUCCUGUCCCCUCCAACAUGACCACGAUUGGUGCUCUGUGGACUGACUGGGGUAAUGAUAGCCCCACCUGUGAGCAAGCACAGCCGUCUUCCUCCCUUCACCAUCACCCUCCUCCACAUGCCCCACCCCCAGAGAAGUCUCCUGCCCAAACUCUCACAUCUGCAACCUACACAAUCCAGAGGCGUCCAGAGAGGCCGCUGUGUGUGGACAGUGCCAAAGACUGUAACUUGGGGUGGGGGAGGGGAAUGAGGCCCGAACAGUAGCCAUGCUGCAGGGUCAAGGAGGACUUUCCAAAAACCCUAAGAGGCCUCAGCCUCCUUUUCCCCUAAGGCAGAAGCCUCAUAGCUAAUGGGGCACAUAAAGGGAAGAAUCCCCCUCAGGCCCAUAAGCCCCAGCUGUUGAACAGUCCUUUCCAGAUAAGCCUGCCAAGCCAGGCAGUUGGGGCUGGAUGUGCUAUGGGAAGCACUCGGGUCAGCAUGACAGGCAGAGGAAAUGCUGAUGGAUGAAGCUCACACUGAUCAUGCUGCCACUUCCCAUGCAGGUGGGAUCGGCCAGGAAGGGGAGCCUGCCCGAGACAGCCCACACUCCAGAGCUGCAUUAUGGAUAGUCAGACCCAGGGGUUUUCUGGGGGGAGCCAUGCCUCCCUAAAAGGCACCUGUCCGGCUUUCCCAGGCCAGUCACACGUCCUCCAGGCAGGUGCUGUCCCAAGAAAUGUAGGUCUUUGCAUUCCCACCUGCCAUGGAGUCACCUGGAAGCCAGGCAUCCUCUGGAACAGCCUGAUGCCAGGGAAGCCUGUGGCUCAGAGCUGGCUGGGGAAGCUGAUGCCCAUGGGCUGAGCUAACUUCCCAUGGAAGGAGGCUUCCAGCAGGACAGAUCCUGUCCACACGACCCUGCUUGUGCCCUCAGCUCUGCCAAUAUCAGCUGAGCCAAGCCCUCCACCAAGCAGAACCCUCUGGGGACUCACAGACACCCAGCCUUUGGAAAUGAUCCACAGACACUCCCCCCCCCCAGCACUUCUCCAGAUGAAAUUCCCAAAUCACCGGCAGCUUCUGAAAAUGGCAGGCCCUGGGCUUGUCGUUCACAGCCGCCCUUGGCCCGUUGUGUCCCAGAGUCUCUGCUACUAGUGCCCAUAGGCUGGGCUGUGUGGGCGGAGCCAGCCCAGUCAUAGCCCCUCCAUGGGAUACUGGUACAUAGAGGAGAGGAGCUGUGAGGUCAGUUUGACGUGUGUGUAACAAACCCAACCCCUCCGCAGCCAGGUCAGGGACUCCAGAGCCAGACCUUGCCUGGGUUGCCUCCAUCCUUUUGUUCCACUGUCAGGGUCAGCCCCAGAAUUCUCGUGCCCACCCUGCACCCUCCACCAAGUGACAGCUCUGCAGGGCUGAAGUGCUACUUAGCUUAAAGAGUUUUUGCGAUGUCAUUUUUCUAAUCUUUAUUUACUUUAUGAUUAUUAUUAUUUUACUUCCUGACCAAAAUUAGGAAGCGGGGUCAGGCCUUUGUAUCCAGCACUCGCCCAAAGACAAACGGGUCAGCCAUGUCCAUAGAUUGUCUUAUGGCUCCUUAGUGCGGUUUCAUUCCUUUUCUUUUUUUCUUUCUUAUUUUCACGCUCGCGCUCUAAAGCUUUUAAAGAUGGGGCUUGGAUUUGGAUUUGGAUUUGACCUUGAUGCUCACCCGUUGAAACUUAUCAUUUUUUAUUUGUCUGUUUUUACUAUAUCAUCCUCAUUUUAUAUAUCUUAUAUAUAAUAUAUUAUAUAUAUUACUAUAUAUAUAUGUGUGUACAUAUAUAUAUAUAUAUCUGUGUGCGGCAUAUCAGUGUAGAUACCCAUCCAGUAGCAUUUAGGCCUUGAUAUUGUACCAUUUUUCUGUUACCGAUCUCUGAAUGCCUUCAAGUGUAUAAAGUGUUGAAUUAUCUCUGGUAUCUGUACUAUGUACACACAUUUUCAUAGGAAGCACAAUAAGAUGACAAAUGCAUUGUAUAUCAAUACCUGCUACUCUUAACAAUGAUAUAAAGGAUACUA